Penicillium coprophilum is the source of this 183-nucleotide messenger RNA. RefSeq lists its product as uncharacterized. Lineage: Eukaryota; Fungi; Ascomycota; Eurotiomycetes; Eurotiales; Aspergillaceae. The transcript has a single exon. The record is from RefSeq and is a predicted model, not a curated record. Bases 1 to 183 code for a protein of 60 amino acids.
AUGGUCCUUGCGAUUAAAUGUACGCAUCACCCCGACGCAGGCACUGUGGUUGUGCACCUCAAGAUGUCCUGGCGUGGGUUCUGGGUUGAGGCAAUACGCGCAAAUCUCAUGCCCCGUGACCGGGUCAUUCAUGAUGCCACUUUGGGGAGCACAAGUCCAAGCCUCGAGGUCGAGAUGGAGUGA